CGGAAAUAGAGCAGUCGGUCAUAUUUUAUUGACGGACACAAACAUUCAACUGCCGCACGUGUCUGUUUCCUCCCUCAGAAGACUUCCAUGGAGUCCAUUCUGCUCGGUCUAAAUGACGGAGAACUGGACCCAAACCGACACCGCACCACCUUUAUCACCAACAAGGUCGGUGGAGAACCGGACUGGUGCCACGGUCUACGCGUUCCCUGUCCCCGUUGUGCUCACUGCGGAGCCCCGCUGGCCCUUGUGGUCCAGAUCUACUGCCCACUGGACGUUUCACCUCCCUACCACAGGAACCUUCACCUGUUCGCAUGUCCAGCCGCGGGGUGCAACGGACGGGGACGGAGCUGGAGGGCGCUCCGCUCCCAGAGUCUGGUGGAUCAGGCGCGGACAAACAGCCACGCUACCGCGGCUCAAGAACCUCCUUUGUCGGCCACAGAAUGGUGUGCGGGCGCCGAUGACUGGGGGGCGGAGGAGGGGGAGAGUGAUGGAUGGGGAGCAGGUGUAAAAAAGGAGAUCCAGAGCCAGGUGAAAGAGAAGAAGGAAGCAGCUACUGAAACAGACGACAUGAAUCUAAAUUUUUGGAAAAACAAGGGGGCGCUGCUCUCAGCUCAGGAUUCCAGGACCUUUGUUUGGAAGGGUCACGUGACAACGCUCCUGUUUUCCACCCAUUCUUCAAUCAGCGUGAUAGAGGAGUCAGAUCUGGGUGUCAAGGGUGACGGGAACCAGGAGCACGUCCAGCAGCUGCUGAAGGAGUACGAACACAGAGAGGGCGUGGUCGUGGAAGAACUGGACCACGCCCAGGACGUCAGCAGCGGUGGCGAGGAGAAGUACGAGAAGUCCAGUGCCAGACACGGAGAUGCCAUCUUCUCCAGGUUCAUGAAGAGGAUCUCGCUGUGUCCGCAGCAGAUCCUUCGUUACCAUCGGAGCGGGGAGCCGCUCUUUAUCUCCGAACCCCCGUCCAACCUCACCCAGGUGGUGCCGGCGUGCAGCACGUGUGGUGGACACAGGACGUUUGAGCUGCAGGUGAUGCCGGCGCUGGUCAGUCUGCUGCGGAGGGUGGAUGGUGGUCCUGAGGAGGAGCUGGACUUUGGGUCAGUUCUGGUUUUCACCUGCACCAACAGCUGCUGGACUGAAGUGUCAGAGUACAAGGAAGAGUUCUGCUUUGUCCAGGAUGACCCUGACCAGCAGCUGUUUAAAUAAACCUCCAGAGGGCGCCACUUCUACACUGCGAAUACAGUGUUCCCUCUCUAUUUAAUUUCCAAUAUUUUCAUUAUUCUUGUGAUACAAAACAUUUUCUAACCUAAAAUAAUUAAACAGUAAAUAUAUAUAUAUAUAUUCUAAAAUAAUGGCACAUACGAAAGUGUUGGCUUUAAAAAUGGCUACGUUUACCUGGACAAGAUCGCGCACAGCAUUUUAUCGGCUGGUUCAGCGUUUACUUCUGUUCCUCACGCUGAUUGGCUCAUGCAUCGUAGCAUCUUUCAGCAUCUGCCCUUGUCUGAGCGCCAUCCGUUAUAUAGUAACUUAGUGUAAAAUCUGCUCUUGUGUUUGGUGAAAGUUGACCCUAAUCUAACGCUCUACGACGCCUCCUAAACUCUGAUCAUCUUCUCAGGCUUCUGAUACGAAGCCCAAACGAAGACACAGAUGACAGUUAACGGCCUUUCAUGUACUAUAUGACUAAUUGGGCUGUACUCUGUCAGAAUUUGUCAAUUUUCUGGGUAAUAGUUAAGAUAAUCUCUAAUCUCAAUCUCUAAUGUAAGCUAACUUUUAGCAGUGUGAAACAUGAAGGUGUUGUCCUGCUACGUUGUUUUUAACAUUCAGCUGUGGACAGUUUGAGGAGCGUCGGUUCCUUCAUUGCUUUUAAAACAAAUCAAAACAAA
Molecule: messenger RNA, 1880 nt
Organism: Cynoglossus semilaevis (tongue sole)
Lineage: Eukaryota; Metazoa; Chordata; Actinopteri; Pleuronectiformes; Cynoglossidae
Gene: pdcd2l
Product: programmed cell death 2-like
Exons: 4
Coding region: 88-1203 (371 amino acids)
Biological process (GO): apoptotic process
Cellular component (GO): cytoplasm
Source: RefSeq, a predicted model, not a curated record